AUGAGCCCUAAUAAUCCUUGCAUCCUAUGUGGCACUUCUUGUGAAACUAUUGAUCACCUUUUUGGUGAUUGUUGUAUUGCUAAACAAGUUUGGUCCCAUCUCAGUUUAAGAAUAAACAUAUUUGUUCAUUUUCCCACUGGUUUUGCUUCUGGCCUUUGGCUCACUGAUAGCAAUUACUCUAAACAUACCACUUCUAUUAUUGCCACCACAGCCUGGUUCCUUUGGAAAUCCCUUUGUGAUGCAAUUUUCCGCAAUGCCAAUAUUAAUAUCCCUGCUGCUGUUUGCAGAGCUCUUGCUCAUGUACAGGAACAUACCAAUUGCAUUCAUGGUUUUCUUGGGCAAAAACUCAUUCUGAAUAAUUUUUUUGAAAGUGAUGAACUCUUCUUAUUCACACAUGCUGCUUUACUCAAGAUAUGGAUGCUAAUUCGAUGGACGAUCUUUUCGCCCUUGGUGUUGCUCUUCAAGUGGCUUUGGAUAAGCAUUUUCCUGUCAAACAUAUAUUCGUCAGCACAUCUUCAACCAUCAGCACUCUCUGCGAUUCUGAUUCUGUUAUCACUUGGAGAUUUUGCUCUCAACUAACUAGCAUCAGAUCUCUCCUGGAAGCUCUCAGAUCUCCAAAUAUUCACUGCAUUCCCGGUGCUUGGAUGUUCCCUGUUAUCUCCCUUGCAUCGUUUGGGUUUAAUUUCUUAGCCCUCAAUCUUUUCCUGUUUGGAAGAGAUCUCCCACACUGGAUCAUGAAAUGCUUCAUCAGUUCGGGUUUUAAGUUUUAACUGUUUAUGUUUUUGUUUGUUUCUUUGUUUGCUUUUCGUCUGUAUCUUUGUUUGCUGAUAGAUCUGGUUCAC
Dioscorea cayenensis subsp. rotundata (Guinea yam) is the source of this 842-nucleotide messenger RNA. RefSeq lists its product as uncharacterized. Bases 1 to 579 code for a protein of 192 amino acids. The transcript is spliced from 2 exons. NCBI's taxonomy places the organism in Eukaryota, Viridiplantae, Streptophyta, Magnoliopsida, Dioscoreales, Dioscoreaceae. The record is from RefSeq and is a predicted model, not a curated record.